Lacerta agilis (Sand lizard) is the source of this 1241-nucleotide messenger RNA. It is a transcript of the gene ECI1, whose product is annotated as enoyl-CoA delta isomerase 1. Gene Ontology annotation, biological process: fatty acid beta-oxidation. Gene Ontology annotation, molecular function: enoyl-CoA hydratase activity. NCBI's taxonomy places the organism in Eukaryota, Metazoa, Chordata, Lepidosauria, Squamata, Lacertidae. The record is from RefSeq and is a predicted model, not a curated record. Gene Ontology annotation, cellular component: mitochondrion. The transcript is spliced from 7 exons. The coding region runs from base 66 to 977 and encodes 303 amino acids.
CGGCCUCGCCCGCCAGGGUCAACCCUCCUCCUCCCUCCUCCUCUUGCUCCUGCCUCCCGUGCAACAUGGCGGCUGCAGCGACGGUGUCCCGGGCUUGGCAGCAGCUCCGCUACUCAGGUUCUUUACUUCAGUUUCAACAUGGCCGAACUGCCGCCCAGAGACUCAGGUGCCCUGCUGCCCAGAGGAGGUCGUUCAGCAACAACAAGAUCCUGGUGGAACUGGAUGAGGGCACAGGGGUAGCAGUGAUGAAGAUGAAGAGCCCACCGGUUAACAGCUUUAGCCUGGAGUUUCUGACGGAGUUUUCCAUAAGCCUGGAAAAGCUGGAGAACAACAAAGCGUGCCGCGGUGUCAUCCUGACCUCGGUUGUCCCCAAAAUCUUCUCCGGGGGCCUGGACAUCACCGAGAUGUGUGGGAAGAGCGAGGAGCACUACGCCGAGUUCUGGAAAGCCGUGCAGGAGAUGUGGAUUACUCUGUACAAUUCCAGCCUGGUGACCAUUGCAGCUAUCAAUGGUUCCAGUCCCGCAGGCGGCUGCCUGAUGGCAAUGUCUUGUGACUACAGGAUCAUGGCCGAUAAUCCCAAGUACAGCAUUGGGCUGAACGAGACGAAGCUGGGAAUUGUUGCCCCUUUCUGGUUUAAAGACACAAUGAUCAAUACCAUUGGCCACAGAGCCACGGACCGGUCCAUCCAGCUGGGACUCCUGUACCCUGCCGCUGAUGCCCUCAAAGUUGGCAUCGUGGAUGAGUUGGCGCCCGAAGAGAAUAUCCAGAAGGUGGCUGCAGAGGUGAUGGCCCAGUGGCUGGCCGUUCCAGACCAUGCCCGCCAACUCUCCAAAUCUUCGAUGCGGAAGCCCACAGUGGACCACCUCCUGGCGCACCGUGAAGCCGACAUCCAGUACUUCGUGCGCUUCAUCUCCAGGGACUCUAUCCAGAAAUCCCUCCAGAUGUACAUGCAGAUGCUGAAGCAGAGGAAAGCCUGACCUGAGAGCGGGGCAGCCUUGAUUCCUGGUCCCUUGACCUCAUCACUGUUUAUCUCAAGCGCCUUUGUUUCCCAGCUUGUGCCUUUUGCACAGAGUUUUGCUCUUGAGGUUUAUAUUCCUUUGGAUGCUGGAUCUCAGCUUGCGGGCAAGUGGGGCUGAGGCCCGUUCUGCAGGGGGCACGUUAGCCACAGGCUUGCUUUUCGGGCACUUGGGAAGAACCAACUUUGCAAAAUGUGAACGGUCAAUAAAUCAGCUAAAAGAGAG